AUGGGUGGUUAUGACAAACCUGAGGAAAUGGCAUCAGAUUCUGAGCCCAUACCAAAUUUGUGGUUUGUCCUCAAAGCAGGGGAGACUCCUGAAGCCUGUGAUGAGUCUCUCCUUCAUGCUUAUGAACUUUGUGACAAGAUGGCCCUUUCUCCUCAGUUUAUCAAAGAGAAAAGGGUCUUAUCAAUGGAACCAGGAAAGGAAGAUAUAUUUGUGCUGGCAAAAUUUGAGGGUCCUGUCUUUGAUUUCUUGAAGAAAAUGUUUCAGACAAAGGAUCAUGGACGAUGUGGCAGUGUGUUUGGACCUUUUUGUGUGAUAUCAUGCCUGAAGAUAGAAGAGCCCUUGCCAGACAUGCCAUAUCCAAUGUAUUCAGCCACAAUGAAGAAUCUCAUCAUCUGCACCACUGCAUUCUCCCGGGAGGCUAAUGAAGAUAUCCGCCAGAAAGUGGAAGAAAUGUCUGGCAUCUAUGCCAAGCAACUCCAUGAAGGUGUCACACAUCUUGUUGCUGCUCAGCCUUUUUCAGACAAAUGGAAGAUUGCUAAGGAAAGAGGCAUCCCAAUCAUGAGUCGUUCAUGGAUAAAUGUCACCUAUGAGGCCAGCUUACAGCGUAUAUGCAGGGCAACAGACACUGAAUUCACAUCUUGCAUCUUCAAACCCUUUGAAGGACUUAUCAUCUGUCUUUCUCAAGUGCCUGCCAAGGAGAAGGAGGCUCUCGUUUCUCUGAUUAGCAAGCAUGGUGGAACAUUUUCUCCCAAGCUUGAGAAGGACAUCACAAACAUGCUGGUAACAACUUCAACUGUGAGCGACAAAUACAAAUUUGCCCGGAAGUGGGGUAUCCCCAUAGUUACACCUGAUUGGGUGUUCAAGUCUGCCAGCCAUGGACAAACUGAGAACAUCAAUGAUUACAGAGUUAUAGGGGUCCAGGUUUCAACUCCAGAACAGGAGAAAAAAUGUACACCAGGACUGAUGGAUUUUGAUGUAUCCUGUAUCUCAGUGGCAGCUGACACUCAAAAGAGUACCAGAUAUGUGGAUGAGACAAUGUCAGCUGCAUCAAUGAUUAUUCCACCUGUCAUUCCAUUCAAGAGACCACAACCUGAAACCAGUGAAGACUGGGAAUUCCCUGAUUUGAAGGAGAUUCGCAAAGGAGGAUUCUUCCUUGAUGGCUGCAAGAUCCAUCUCCAUGGAUUCAAUCCAAGUCUCAUGGAAAAAGUGAAGAAGAUUCUUGUCACUGCAGGUGGCUUGCUUUACCAGCAUCCUUCCCCUGGUCUUUCACAUGUUGUCCUUGCUGGAAAGGAUGAAACAUUUCUUGAGCAGUUGCGACGCAAGGAAUUUGGAUGCCAUAUUGUUGAUGCAAAAUGGCUUGUGGAGUGCUGCAAAAGCAAGAGACAUCUAGAUGAAAACGAGUUCUCAAUAUCAUCGGCCAGUCCAGCUGAAGUCACAGUUGUUGAGCCACCAUCCAAGAAAAAGGCAAAGGUUGGUGUGGGAAGCAUGGGACUUGAAGAUGAGAGUCUCCUCUUGCAAUACAUUGAUGCUGGGGGAGAGUCCAUUAAAUCUAGAUAUGAUGCAGGAAGCACUAAGGGGGAAGAGACUACUGGAGAGGAAUUGACAAUUGUUGAGGAAGUUCAUUUUGAUGUGGGAGCUGUUUCUCAAAUCUUCAAUGGACUCACUUUCCAAAUCAUGGGCCUCAAUUCAGAUGAAGCAAAAAGUGUGAAGAAAAGCAUCCUACAAAAUGGUGGCCUUGUGAGCCCCCACUAUAACAACAAGACUGACUAUGCAGUUGUACCUUUCUUAGGCAUAAAGGAGAGAGUCCAAGCCUUUGAUGUUGUCACAAGCCUCUUCAUUGAUGAUUGCAUGAAUGCCCAGCAAGUCUUAGAUGUUACAUACUAUCACAAGCCAGUGAAAAUGAAAGCUGAUGUAGACUCCCCAUUGAGAGAAUGUAUUGCUACACUCAGUCUAUACUCUGACUGUGAGAGGGUUUUUCUUACCAAAGCUCUUCAGGCUCUUGGUGCCAGAACCCAGGAACAGCUGACCAGAAGAGACAAGCCAGACAUUGGGCUCAGAGCAAAUACACAUUUGGUGUGCUUGAGUCCUGAAGGCCCCAAAUAUGAGGCAGCAAAAAAAUGGGGUGUCAUCUGUGUGAGUGGGUGGUGGAUCCUGGCAUGUGCUCAACAUGGUAUUCGAAUCCCUGAAUCUGAUUAUCCACCUGGUAUGGCUGAACCAUUUGAUGAGGAUGAUGAGGAGGAAGAAGAGGAGAAAGGGGAAUCCACUCUACACAAUAAUGUAGAAAAGGAUGAUGAAAUGGUGAUAGCAACCCCAGCUCCUCAAGCCACACGCAAGACAUCUGUCUCAGGAGCAUCCCCCUCACUCACUAGUACUAAUGCACAUGAUGGUCCCAUAGUGUCCAUGCGUCCUAGGAACUGGGAGACUCCACCCAUUGUUCGACAAGCCUUGAAGGUGGAGCGUAAAACACCACUAUGGAAACGAGAUCUGGAUGACCCUGAGGUGAAACUCUACCUUGCUAAGACUAAGACUCCUGACUUGGGAAAGUUAAAUGAUCACUUCCCUACUCCCCGGAGGAGGAAACUUUUUGAGUUGGAAGUCAAUGCUGCCCCUCCACUUCCUACUCCACCAGAAAAGAGACUGAAGAGGCUUCUUGACUAUCAUUAUCCUCCAUCUAUGGAACAGUUGGAGAAUGAGGCAUUUGAACAUCUUGAUCGUGUCAAGGAUAAGUUCUGUAAGGCCAUAGAUCGUGAGAUGGAGAAGCGGAAAUUGACCCAGGACUCUCAGAGAGCCGAAAAGAAGAAAGAUGCCAAAACUGCCCCUUUGGCUGGUGUUGUAAUCCAUGUUCAGCUCAAGUCUGCUGAUCUAGACAAGGAGAGUGAACUUUAUGAGAUGGUGGAUAGUUUAGGUGGGAAAUGCCAGCAUCAGUAUGAUGAUCAAGUCACCCAUCUUGUCUUCCAGGGAAGAGGUAAUGCCAAGGUGUUAAAGCAGGCCAGGGAAGGGAAGAAAUUUGUCGUCUCUCCUGAAUGGGUCACAACGUGUGCAAAGGAAAUGUCUCGUGCCGAUGAACUCCUCUUCCCCUAUUCCUCCACCAGUGCCACUCCUGCAUCACAGCUGUCGGUUUCCCGAAUCCCUCGCACCCCUUGCCAGAUGACUAAGAAGAUGGAGAAAACAGCUGCUGCUGAUGUCUCUUUAGCAGAUGAGGAACCCCAAAGUGAUAAGUCAUCUUCCUCAGUCCUUGAAAGGCACUUAGAAGACCUGAAGAGAAUCACCAAGCAGCCAAUAGAAUGGACAAAAGUGAGAAGACUGGGGAGCAGUGGGACCCUUCCUCCUCCCACAGCUGAAGCCGUGCAGCAGCAUCCAGAGCAGCUAAGCACUGGUGAUAAACCCCAAAAUGGAGCAUCAAUUGAUGAGUGCCAAGGUGUGACUUGGGAUGAUCCAGUGGCUCGUAAGCAGAAGGAAAAACUCCUGGAGUACUUUGAAAAUGAAGGAGCAACUCAGAGUCAAGAACUUCCUCUCCACACCUCCCAGCCCAAGCUCUUCAUGUUUUCUCGCAUAGAUGAUCAGGAGAGGGAGAGGUAUAAAUCAGUGCUGGAAAAGUUUGGUGCUAUGGUGAGUGAGGGUGGAAAUUAUGAUCCAGCUGCAACUCACCUCAUCACAGAACGCCCUUUGAGAAAUGAGAAGGUUCUCUCAUGCAUAGCAGCUGGGAAAUGGGUCCUUGGUGCUCACUACAUCAAUGCUUCCAUUGCUGCUGACAGACUUCUGCCAGAAGAGGAAUUUGAGUGGGGAAGUGAGGAAAUGUUCCAAGCAUUUCCAGAGCUCUCAGAUGAUGAGAGAAGGAGAAGUCGAGCAGCUCAACGAUGGCGGCAGGAGAUUCAGUCAGGGAAGAAGUCAGGCGCUUUCUCCCACAUCACAGCAAUCAUCCAUACACCUCCACACCGUCGAGAAGCUUUCACUCGCUUCCUCAUGGCUGGGAAGGGUCAAGUCUCCUCUGCCAAACCUCCAUAUCGUGACAUUGAGGGUGUGACUCACGUGUUUGUAGAGAAGCCAUCAGAGUGCAAGGAACCAAUUGACAUUGCCUAUCUGCAUGAGCAUGGCUUGGAGUGCUUGGUCCCUCUCUACCUCAACGAUUAUCUCAUGGGAGAGCUACAACCUAUUGAGAAGUACUAUGAGACCAAUUACAAGAGAUUUGUUGACUCUUUGGCAUAGUUAAACUCAAGGACAUCCUUAACUAAAUUCUACUAAUGUACCAGUAUAUAUUAUAUUUCAGUGAUUUCACUUUUUUUCAUUGCUGCUGAUCAGUGUAUGUCUUUUUGUCGGCAAG
This is a messenger RNA of Darwinula stevensoni, 4321 nucleotides long. The record is from the annotation of a GenBank genome assembly. NCBI's taxonomy places the organism in Eukaryota, Metazoa, Arthropoda, Ostracoda, Podocopida, Darwinulidae.